Messenger RNA from Ichthyophthirius multifiliis, 1549 nucleotides. Its product is annotated as phosphatidylinositol 4-kinase, putative. Gene Ontology annotation, cellular component: membrane; cytoplasm. The transcript has 9 exons. Gene Ontology annotation, biological process: phosphatidylinositol phosphate biosynthetic process; phosphatidylinositol-mediated signaling. Lineage: Eukaryota; Ciliophora; Oligohymenophorea; Hymenostomatida. The record is from RefSeq and is a predicted model, not a curated record. Gene Ontology annotation, molecular function: 1-phosphatidylinositol 4-kinase activity.
UUUUGAUUAAGAAAAAAUAAUAUAAUUAGGAGUUUAGUUAACUAAAAUUAUAGAUUUUCCUGAAAAGCAAUAAAGUCUUUUAAAAAUGUUUUAAUCUGAAAUGUUUACAACUUAAAUGUUGAUUGAGUAUUUAUUUAAGAAAUUUUUUUAAGAAUAAAUACAUGAAUAUUUAGUGAAUAAAUUAUACACUUUAAGUCAUAAAGAUUUAGAUUUUUAUUUAACAUAAAUAAUAUAUUUAACAAUUAUAAAAUAAUCAAGUAAAUUAGACAAGUUUUUGUGUGAUUUAUCUAAGCAAAAUAUAUUGUUUUAUUAUAAAACAGCUUGGAUAAUUUAAGCUUAUAGUGAGUGUUGUAAAUUAUAUACAAAUGAAGCUUGGAAAAUAUAAAUAAAGAAAUUUUAAAGAUAAAUUGAAGGAGAAAUGGUAAAUAGCGCACUUGUAAGAAUAGCCGAAGAUUAUUUUGUUUGUUUUAAUACAAAGAAAAGAGCUCCUUAUAAAAUAGUAAUUGAAACAAUAGAUUUAAACGAAAUAAAAGAGAACAUUGACUUUUUUGAAAAGUUGAAUAAGAAACAAACUUUUGACCAAAAUAAUCAAGAUUUUAUUGAUUAAUUAAACGAAAUAAAAUAUUAGUUUGAUUCAAAUGAAGAAAAAAAGGAAAAAUAUAAAGGAUUUGCAAAAUGGGCUAAACUAAAAAAAAAAGAAAUCGAACAAAAAACUGUUUAUUAGAAAGAUUCAAAUAAAAAUAUUAAAGAGAUUGAAUUUCCAAGAACUUUUGAACCCUGGGGUGAACUUUGGGAAGAUUAAUAAUAAAUAAUUAGAGAAAGUUCACCUUUUAGCUUUAUGAAAAGUUACAAAAUAAGACCUAUUAUUGUUAAAGGAGGAGAUGAUUUAAGAUAAGAAUAUAUUGCUAUGUAAUUAAUAUAAAAGUUUAGUGAAAUAUUCAAAAAUGCAAAUAUUCCUCUUUACCUAAGGCCUUACGAAAUUAUUGUAACUUCUCCAAAUUCAGGCUUUAUUGAAUUUUUGCCUAAUACACUAAGCCUAGAUUAUAUUAAGAAGCAUGUGCCUAAUUAUAAUUCUUUAAAUGAUUUUUAUUAAAUAACUUUUGGUGAUUAUUUUGAAGAAGCUUAAAAGAAUUUUGUCGAAAGUCUUGCUGGGUAUUCACUUAUAUGCUAUUUAUUGCAAAUUAAAGAUAGACAUAAUGGAAAUAUUUUAAUUGACAAUGUUGGUCAUAUCAUUCAUAUUGAUUUCGGAUUCAUUUUUUCUAUUGCUCCCGGAGGUAUUAAAUUUGAAACUGCAAAUUUUAAACUUACGAAUGAAUAUGUUAGUUUAAUGGGAGGUAGAAAUUCUGAUUAAUUUGGAUAUUUUAAAAGUCUGAUGGUUAGAGGAUUUAUUGAGAUUAAAAAACAUAUAAAUACUUUUGUUUGUCUAUUAUAAAUUAUGAUGGAGUAAACUAAUAUGUAAUGCUUUGUUGAUUUUGAUUUAGCUACUUUUAGAGAUAGAUUUAAAGAAAACUCUACUGAUUAAGGGAUGACAAAUGGAAUUUUCAUUUGA